Molecule: messenger RNA, 1332 nt
Organism: [Torrubiella] hemipterigena
Lineage: Eukaryota; Fungi; Ascomycota; Sordariomycetes; Hypocreales; Clavicipitaceae
Source: the annotation of a GenBank genome assembly
GUUGUUUGGCGUGUUCCAGUUUCUGACUAGUCUUUAAUAUAUGCAUACUUAUAACUAACCCAUCGAGUCUACCCAACUCUACCCAUCCAUCGAACCACCACCACUAACACGCUCGACUUGCACCAAAACCCUAAUUCGACAAACACUAUGGGUCGGGCUACCGAGACAAACCAACACUCCAUGGCGUCGACCUGGACGACGGCCGACAAGAGCACGUGGAACCGCGCUCAAAAAACCAUGCAUUUCCUCAACGCGUAUCCCGUUCUCCCAGGCCAGCCGCUCCCAGUCCGCAAGAAGACAGAAAAGAUUCCAUACAUGGUCGCUUGGUCGCAGCAUCUUUACAUUAUUGUAUAUGCUGCCGUUCCAUUCAUAAUUCAUCAGGCAUAUACCUCUCUUACCGGCCACAGCUUGGGAAAGAUUGCCACAUUCGUCCUCUACACAUUCUCAUACAUGUUUAAUGCGGCGCGCGAAUCCCGCAUGCUACGCCAACUCGCAUAUAAAUAUGGCUGCCUUGAUGGAGAUGAAUACGACCGCGAUGGCAUUCCUGACGGCUAUGGUGCCGGCAAAAUCCUCGGCGAACUCUCCAAAACAUCAGCCAUUCGCCUGGCGCUGGCUGUCUGGGCUACAUACGACCCUACCUCGUCUCCCAUGACGGCUUUUAGCGACCCCAAAUGGUGGAUGUUGCUUGCUGCCAAGCUUUGUCUCUACGGUGUUGUUCUCGAUUUCUUUUUCUAUACCUACCACCGUGCAUGCCAUGAGGUUCCCAACUUGUGGAAGUACCACCGCACGCACCAUCUCGCCAAGCAUCCUACAGUCCUGCAUUCCGGCUGGGCAGACGACGAGCAGGAAAUCAUUGAGAUUCUGAUUGUACCCCUCCUCACAUUCGGCAGCCUUUGGGCCAUGGGCUUGCCUCUCGGGUUCUACGAUUGGUGGAUCUGCUUUGAAUAUGUCACCUAUGCAGAAGUUUGGGGUCACAGUGGUAUUCGCGUACAUGGCAUUGUGCCCUCUCCCAUCUCAUGGCUGCUUCAACUGCUUGACAUGGAGCUCGCUCUUGAGGACCAUGAUCUGCACCAUCGCAAGGGCUGGAAGAAGAGCUUCAACUAUGGCAAGCAGACCAGAGUUUGGGAUAGACUCUUUGGAACGACAACUAGCAGAUUGGAGGCUGUCGCCUCCAAUAUUGACUACUCUCAGCUGGUUCAAAUGCCGCUUCGGUAACUCAGCUGCUCUGCCGAGCAUAUGUGUUGCAGUCACCUUUUAAUGUUUUUUAAUGUUUUCAUGAAAUCUAUUGCAUCUUUUCACCUUGUAUAUACUAUAAAAUAUACUACUGUGUUU